Kwoniella shivajii is the source of this 1800-nucleotide messenger RNA. Its product is annotated as lysine-tRNA ligase. The transcript has 9 exons. Gene Ontology annotation, cellular component: cytosol; cytoplasm. Gene Ontology annotation, molecular function: tRNA binding; lysine-tRNA ligase activity; ATP binding. Gene Ontology annotation, biological process: lysyl-tRNA aminoacylation. The record is from RefSeq and is a predicted model, not a curated record. Lineage: Eukaryota; Fungi; Basidiomycota; Tremellomycetes; Tremellales; Cryptococcaceae. The coding region runs from base 1 to 1800 and encodes 599 amino acids.
AUGUCCGCUCCUGUAGAAGCUAAUCUUCAUAAAGAUGAAGUGACCGGUGAAAUGAUUUCCAAGUCCGAGCUCAAGCGAAGACAAAAGGAAAGAGCAAGAGCAGCUACUAAAGCUGAAAAAGAAGCUUCCAAACCUACACCAGUAGCUAAAGUCGAAAAGGGACCUUCUAAAGCUACUGCAGAGGCAGAGAUGGAUGCAGGUGCUUUCAGAGAGAUGAGAAUCAAAGAGAUUCAAGCUCUUAGAAAAUCACAAUUACCUAAUCCUUAUCCUCACAAAUUCCAUGUCACUCAAUCUGUCCCCCUCUACAUCAAAGAAUGGGGAGCUGAAGGAAAGAUCGAGAAGGGAACCACUGUCUCUGACGCUAAGCCUAUCUCGCUCGCUGGUCGAGUUCACACCAUCCGAGAAUCAUCUUCCAAGCUCAUUUUCUACGAUUUGAAAGCCGACGGUGAGAAGAUCCAAGUCUUGGCUCAAGCGCAAAACGCAUCUUCAAUAGAAGAAUUCAUCUCAUCCCACUCAUUGAUCCGAAGAGGUGAUAUAAUCGGUGUUACUGGUAUUCCAUCUCGAACUAAAAUGGGUGAACUUUCACUCUUAAUCUCUUCCAUACAAUUACUCUCACCUUGUUUACAUCAAUUACCUGGUAGAGAAGGUGUGGUAGAUACUGAAAGUAGAUAUAGAAAGAGGUAUUUGGAUUUAAUCAUGAAUCAAUCCACAAGAGAUGUUUUCAUUACAAGAUCCAAAGUUGUCAAUUAUAUCAGAAAGUUCUUGGACAAUCUGGGUUUCCUCGAGGUCGAAACACCUAUGAUGUCAAUGAUAGCAGGUGGAGCUACAGCUAAACCAUUCGUAACACAUCACAACGAUCUCAAACUUGAUUUAUUCAUGCGAAUUGCACCUGAACUUUAUUUGAAGGAAUUAGUUGUUGGUGGAUUAGAUCGAGUAUUUGAAAUUGGAAGAGUAUUCAGGAAUGAACAAAUCGACAUGACACAUAAUCCCGAAUUCUCAAUUUGUGAAUUCUAUAUGGCUUAUGCGGACAUGUACGAUUUAAUGGAUAUGACAGAAUCCAUGAUCACUGGUCUAGUUCAAUAUUUAUAUGGAACGAAUAAAGUCACUUUCCAUCCUCAAGGUAAAGGUGAAGGCAAAAAAUCAUAUGAAGUAGACUUCACUACUCCUUGGAAAAGAUUCGAUAUGAUCGGUGAACUGGAAUCUCAACUAAACGUUAAAUUCCCUCCUGGAGAAACUUUACACGAUGACAAUGCCAAUAAAUUCUUGAGAGAUUUAUGCGAGAAACACAACGUCGAUUGCGCUGAACCAAAGACCAACGCUCGGUUGCUCGACAAACUCGUUGGAGAAUUUAUCGAAAACCAAUGUGUCAACCCUUCGUUCAUCGUUGGACAUCCCCAAGUCAUGUCACCCCUUGCUAAAUAUCACAGAUCCAGACCUGGAUUAUGUGAAAGAUUCGAAGCGUUCAUGUGCACAAAAGAAAUCUGUAAUGCUUACACUGAGUUGAACGAUCCGUUCGAUCAAAGAUCAAGAUUCGAGGAACAAGUAAGACAGAAGGAAGCAGGUGAUGAUGAAGCUCAAGGCGUCGAUGAGACUUUCUUGGAUGCCCUCGAAUACGGUCUCCCCCCUACUGGUGGUUGGGGUCUCGGUAUCGACAGAUUAGUAAUGUUCUUGACUGAUUCAGCAAACAUUAAAGAAGUCCUCUUGUUCCCAGCUAUGAGACCCGUAGUAGCUAAUUCAGUAGAAGCUGUCGCUCCUUCAAUUACAGCUACUGAAGCCGCUAAAGAGGCUGAGACCGCUUAG